GGAAGCGUGCCAAUGGCUAAAAAGGCUGCGUGUGCGCGCAUGUGAUAUGUACCGCCUGCCGACGCUUUUAUUUAAAACAUUAUAUUUUCUUAGGUUAACUACGUAGCUGUAACAAUGUCAACUGUGCGAGUUAAUCUGUCGGCAGACGUGUACAUGGUCUGCCUGAGCCAUGCGCUUUCUACGGAGAAGGAAGAGGUCAUGGGACUUCUCAUCGGAGAGAUCGACGAAACGAAGGUGGCCCACAUAUCCGCGGUGAUCCUGCUACGGAGAUCCGACAAGCGGAAAGACCGCGUCGAAAUUUCGCCUGAGCAACUCUCGGACGCUUCUACACAGGCAGAGACGCUUGCGAUAAACUUGAGGAAACCGAUGAGGGUGUUAGGCUGGUACCACUCUCACCCGCACAUCACUGUAUGGCCAUCGCACGUAGAUGUCCAAACCCAAGCCAUAUAUCAAAUGAUGGACGAAGGGUUUGUUGGCCUCAUAUUUUCGGUCUUCAGCGAAGACGCAACCUCUAAGUUGAACCAGGUCCAGGUCACAUGCUUCCAGUCUGUCAACCAGGCCAGCAACGGUGAGCCCCAGAGGUAUGUACGAAUGGAAAUCCCCCUGCACAUUGUCCCCAGCACGCACAUCAGCAAUGCUUGCCUGGAUGCCCUCGUGCGACUGCCCGAGAUCCUUUGCCAGGAGGAGCAAGACAUGUACAGCCUGACUAAGCAGGUGCCGGGUUUAGACCUUCUCACCAGAAUGCACAACAACUCGGUCUUCGUCAAGGCUCUGUGCAACAUCGCAGAAUCUGUGAGCGGUCCACUGCUCCAGAGCCUGGAGAACCGGUUGCGGCAGAACCGAGACAAGAUCGAGCGGAUGCGUGCCGAGAAGGACGAACUCCUGCAAAAGAUUGCAUUGGCCGAGGCGUGCGCAUCUGCACAGGCUCUCCUGAAGAGUCCAGCCCAGUCAGUGGGAACAAAGCAGUGAUGCAUACAUGCCCGUUACACUGGGAAAGGAUGACACACUGAUGUGAACUAUGGAGAUAUAAAGGUUUCUUUUUUUUUU
Dermacentor andersoni is the source of this 1047-nucleotide messenger RNA. RefSeq names its product lys-63-specific deubiquitinase BRCC36-like. NCBI's taxonomy places the organism in Eukaryota, Metazoa, Arthropoda, Arachnida, Ixodida, Ixodidae. Gene Ontology annotation, cellular component: BRISC complex; BRCA1-A complex. Gene Ontology annotation, molecular function: protein binding; cysteine-type deubiquitinase activity; metallopeptidase activity. The record is from RefSeq and is a predicted model, not a curated record. Gene Ontology annotation, biological process: protein K63-linked deubiquitination; DNA repair.